Gaeumannomyces tritici R3-111a-1 is the source of this 995-nucleotide messenger RNA. RefSeq lists its product as hypothetical. The record is from RefSeq and is a predicted model, not a curated record. The coding region runs from base 175 to 747 and encodes 190 amino acids. The transcript is spliced from 3 exons. NCBI's taxonomy places the organism in Eukaryota, Fungi, Ascomycota, Sordariomycetes, Magnaporthales, Magnaporthaceae.
GGAGCUGGGGUCCACUUUUUGCAAGCUGACAGGCGCUCGGCGAAGCAAAGGGCGGGGCCUCGCCUGUGGAAGGUGAAUCAACGGGACGGCACGGGCGGUUCCCCAGGCAGAUGCUUUAACCUGAGCGUCCUGCCCGUAUCGCACACGGCGAUAGGCGUAGCUUUGGAUGUGUGGAUGAUUAUAAUUCUCGCUCUCGAGGUCCUGGCCUUAAAGCUCAAGCCUAGAGACACCAUCGCGGUCAUUCUCAUGUUUGGCUGUGGCGUCCUCUUGACUGUCAUUAGCUGUUUGCGAAUCCCCUAUUUACUCACGUAUUCUAGGUCCGCCAACCUCACACUCGACUCUCUGCAAACAGGCGUCUGGACCUACUCGGAAAUAGCGGUCGGCAUCAUAGUGGCCUGCAUGCCCAAUGUGCGCCAGCUGGUGGCCCAGCUGCUGCUGCCCAUGAUCCGCUCGACGCCCUCUCUGAGGAGGCGCACGCGGCCCGGCCCUCGCUUUGCUCUGCGCACGUGCACGGCCCUGGACGGCGGUGGCUGCUCCGGGGCGGCCAAGCGGGAGUCGCAGGCGGCCAUACUAUGUCGGGAAAGCACCAUCAGCGUCGCCAACAGCGAAAAUCUGAAGCCCGACGGCGGGGCCGGGGGCGCGGAGCGGGGAGGUGGGCAGUGCCCCCCUGACGGACGCCGGUUUUGUGCACAAGGGACUGCGAGCGGCCGAGGAGGAGCGGCAGCCGACGCCGCCUUCAAGCGGUGACGACGCUUUUGCUGGCCGCAAUGCAAACAGCUACAUAGAGCUUUCGACUGUACGGAAGGAUCCGGCUUCAGGAAGGCAGAAAGCGGCCUGGCAGACGUGGGACUGAUGCCGGUCUUUGCCAGUUCUGAUUGUGCAUUUAUACAAAUACAUGACAUGUAACGAGCCAUGUAACCGGGCUUCACCCACGCCUACAGAAACCAUCGAAACUCGUCCACCUUUGGCCCAUCGCGCAGGCGGUGCGUGGGCAC